UUAUCUGACGUUUACUAGGUCGUGAGGAGCUGAAGCUUAACGUGAAACUUGUUUCCCAUUCGAUUCAAAUUCAAAUUUCUCGUAGAUUGUGGCAAGUUGGGGUGAAUUUCAAAUUUGAAGGUGUUUAGCAUCCUUGAAGGAAAGUGAAGAAGUUUAGAAGUAUUCAAGUGGAAAAUAUCGAAUAUCCAAGUGCCGGUCUUUUGGUGUCCAACUGCGAUUAGUAUAAUAUUCGGAAUAAUUAAAAUAUUUUUCGGGUUUCCCUGUUCUAUCCAGUGAAUCGAUUAAUUUUACCAAUAUCCUUGCUCCCGGGCUGCUCACGACAAAAUAAUCGCUUUGAGCGUUUGAUAAAUUAUUCGCAGUUGUUGAUGACAGGCCGGAUUUUAUGACGACAUCAGCCACUAAUCGAAGAACACCGUAAGCAAAACGACAACAAACAUUAGGCAAAGGACAUUCACAAACUCUCAGGAUCUUAAUCAAGCAUCAAAAACAAACAAAAAUCAGAGUAACAGGCCAAGGACCAAAAAGCUCUUAAAAGUGCGUAAUCAAAAUAACGUAACAACGUGCUUAUCAUCGUUAUCGUCGUCUUUUCGAUCACAACAUCCUUGAACGAGAUAUUGACUGUCGUUUGUCGUCCAUCGGCUAUCCGUGAACUUUGCAGAAACGGUACGGCCUAUAUUCUCAAUUUGGUCGUCUGGUUCUUAUCGCACUCCCGGCCGUCACCGUCACCACUGACACGAUUUUGUGUCAGCGAAAAUUACCAAGAUAAACACGAAACCAACGGCUUCAAGACGUGGUCGGAAUUUCUUAAAAAUCUCCAAUCCUUAUGGAUAACAACUUGGUGUAGCUCGGAUUUACGUCAUCGUGCUUCGUCCCACGUAACAUCGGGUCUGCAGCACAAGCAGCAGUUGUCCUUCGACUCACAAAAGUUCAACGAAACACCAUUUAUGAAUGCCAGCGAUAUGGACGACAUGUUAUUCGAAUGUAAAAAGAAUGCUAUUUACGUGCUAAAUACAAAUUACGCUUAUGGGGAAUUCGGUCGCCUUAAUCUCUUCGGAGCACCCACCACCAUCAACAAUGUAUCCUGUGAAGCGAAGAACGGGAAAGUGGAGCAACGUUCAUCGCGAAACACACCAUCCAACUACUCGGGCGAUUGUCUCCACCGAAGUUCCUCCGCCACCCUAGUCAGUAGUAACCACACCACUGAAGUGCCGCAUCUAUCCGCCACGGAAAGGACUACGUCAACAGCGACGACGACAUCUACAAGAACUAUUCCGAAACUUUUUCACUACAGCCCCAACCAGCACAGCGAUCAUCUCUUGCAGAAUCACAUCCCCAACCCCCAUCAUAGCCUCCACGCCCUUCCUUAUGACUCGCAGCAGCAGCAACAAUUCCCUUCGUCAGGUGUGACAUCAUCCACAGUAGCGCCGGCGACGACUACAUCAUCGUCGUCCUUUUCAAAAAAAUCCUCGAACUUAAAAUCCACGAUAAUUGCCAAGAAGACAAAGUUCUGGAAAUACCUCGAGGAGGAAAAGUGGAAAAAAUCAACGAGCGUGGGAAAUCUAACGACUACUAACUGCGAGCGGAACAGUGAUGGAAGUCUGAUGAAGAACAAUGGCGGCAUGAUAAACAACAUGAGCAGCACCGCCAACAAUAGCAACAGCAGCUGUAAUAAUAAUAACAAUGGCAGACGUAACAGCAGAACUUCAGGUGAUAGCGGCAGUCAAAAGUCGAGCACGGAAUUGUAUAAGGAGGCUGCCGAGCUGCUCGGUCUUUCAUGUACGCUUUGUGAUAAUUGUCGUUGCUUAGAUUGUCAGAGUCGUUAUUUCGAAUGUGAUGAUUCAGAUAGCUAUUCGGAGCUAUCAUUUUUAGGCGAUUGUUUCGAUACGUUCGACAGCCAUUUACAAAAUACACGAAAUUGCCAACAAUAUAGCGUAUCGAACAAUACAGAAUGCCAGAGUAUACAAUCAGAUAAUUCUAGUAUAUGUAGCGCAAAUUCAAAUCAUUCGGAUUCACCGUGAGACCCGAGUUUAGAAGAUAGCGUUCCAGUUGCGGACUGAAUGGAUCCUAGGAUUAAAACUUCGAUUAGUCUUUAGUGAGGAAUAACGUUGAAUUGUUGGAGACACUGGUAUAUUAAAUGUUUCCUACCUAAAAUGGAACUCAUCAAGAAGCAACACACUUGCACAUUCUACAUACGAGUACAUACAUAUAUCGCUCAAUCGUUGUUCAUAAAAAUAUAUACUAUACUCGAAGUGUUACCCUUAAUCGUUAUGUAAAUAAUUUCACGUAUAAGAUAUUACUUUACAAUUUAAUAUUUCAUAUUUUAACAUCACAAUUGUAAAUAGCUAUUAUUGGAAAUAAGGAGAGAAACUAUUUGAAAAUUAUUACAAUAUUAAAGCCAGAGCAUAAUCGAUUGAAAUCUAUCAUAAGCAAAGCUAUGAUACUAUGUGUUAAUGUUAUUACGUAACUACUCAUUUAGACUCGGAAAAGAUAGAAUUUUCAAAAUAAGUGCAAUUAUGUUCUAUAGUUUCGUAAAUUUGCCAAACCCUGCAUUCUACUGAAGAUAGUGACUGACAAACGAAAUAGUUGAAAAGAUAUUCUCCACAUUGGGAUGAAACAAUUAGAAAAGAUACUGUUAUGCUGUAGCAAAUGAAAAUCAAAACGAAUUUAUCAAAGGCAUUCACAUUUUCCACAUAAACCGUCUUCGUGGUACUGAUCAAAUUUGUCGAUUUUCUGAACUUCCUGGAAUCAAACUUUCAAAUACUGUGCCAAAAGAAUAACGAUUUUUUUUGCAUGUGGAGUCGCCUAUCUGCGGCGAAAUUUCUCCACGAAUAUUAAGACAAAUAUCAAAUUUUGGAAACAACUAUUUUAACUUCUAAAUUUCAAAUUCGCGGUGCCAAAACCACUCAAUCAUUAAUAGUAAAUUGAAAAUCAAAUAAGGAAAUCCAUAAAUCAAAGAUAACUCCGCCGCAAAAUAAAAUCCAAUUGCAAUAUUUGUAGAAAUUUUUGAAAAUAUCCCGUUCGACAGAUUUCAUGUACAUACAGCGUAAUUUUGUUAAAUGGUUCUAGAUUAACUACUCCAAUAAAACUGAAAAUAUAACGUAGAAUUAUUCAUAAUAGCUCAGAAUACAUUGAAAAAUAGUUAGCUCACUUCACUAUGAGAAAACAUUUAUGAUAAAACUUUUAGUAACCAGGGUUAAUUUUAAGAAGUUGAGAGUUCGUUUCUUUUUUAUUGACGAAUUAAAUCUAUGCAAAUGUUAUAUGUUUAUUGUAAUGACUUACAUGAAUAAGCGAAAUA
Messenger RNA from Hermetia illucens (black soldier fly), 3295 nucleotides. RefSeq names its product homeobox protein 4. The transcript has 7 exons. The record is from RefSeq and is a predicted model, not a curated record. The coding region runs from base 945 to 2018 and encodes 357 amino acids. Lineage: Eukaryota; Metazoa; Arthropoda; Insecta; Diptera; Stratiomyidae.